Ectocarpus sp. CCAP 1310/34 is the source of this 1248-nucleotide messenger RNA. The record is from the annotation of a GenBank genome assembly. Lineage: Eukaryota; Phaeophyceae; Ectocarpales; Ectocarpaceae.
AUGAGCGAAGAAAUAGACAAGCAUGUGCUGCGUCGGUUCGAGAUUUGCCAGAAACUUGGCAAAGGGGCAUACGGCGUCGUCUGGAAGGCCAUCGAAAAACGUACUCGUCAAGUCCUGGCCCUGAAGAAGUGCUUCGAUGCCUUCAGAAACGCCACCGAUGCUCAGCGUACGUUCCGGGAGAUCAUGUACCUGCAAGCUCUGGCUGGACACGACAACCUAAUAAGACUCCAGCAUGUAGUAAAGGCUGAAAAUGGGCGGGACAUCUACCUUACCUUCGACCAUAUGGAGACAGACCUCCACGCCGUCAUUCGAGCCAACAUUCUGGAGGAGAUCCACAAGAAAUACAUCAUCUACCAGUUGGUGAAAGCGCUUAAAUUUAUGCACUCAGCUGAUCUCCUGCACCGAGAUAUCAAGCCUAGCAAUCUACUUCUUAAUAGCGAUUGCCACGUGAAGCUGUGCGACUUCGGUCUGUGCAGAAACAUCGCCGAGACAGCUGGGCCUCAACCACACUUGACAGAUUAUGUCGCGACUCGUUGGUAUCGGGCCCCUGAGAUUUUGCUCGGGUCGCCUCGCUACACGAAAGGAGUCGACAUGUGGGCGGUUGGGUGCAUCCUGGGAGAAAUGUUGAGUGGCAGGCCAACUUUUCCUGGGACUUCCACGAUGAAUCAGGUAUGUAUCAUCAAUCUUUGGGUAUCGCGUCAAACUUCUACGCUGACGAUAAUGUGUUGGGGGCUCCAAUCCAACAUGGUCCAUUUGGCGCGUCUUGUUUUCUGCUGGCAUCGACCAUCCCAGCUGGAAAAAAUAAUGGAAUCUACCGGACGGCCUUCACCGGAGGACGUCCAGUCCAUCAAAUCUCCGUUCGCCGGGACGAUGCUCGAAUCCAUCCCACCAACCCGACAAAUAUCCUUGAACGAGGUUUUUUCAAGCGCGUCAGCGCAGGCUCUGGACCUGAUGUCCCAAUGCCUGCAAUUCAACCCCGACAAGCGCGUCCGUGCUGCUGACGCCCUCAAGCACCCGUACGUUGCCGAGUUUCACAACCCGGACGACGAGCCCGACUACCCACACGGGGCAAUCCAGAUUACUAUCGACAAGGGUGUCAUCGACGACAACACCAAGUUUUCUGCUGCUGACUAUCGAGAAAUGCUUUAUAAAGACAUCAACAACAGGCGAAAGGAGGCUCGUCGCACGGAACAAGCUCGACAAUCAUCCGGGCGUGCCACGGCACCUGUUAACGAGAAGACAGCGUGA